Messenger RNA from Haemonchus placei, 834 nucleotides. Lineage: Eukaryota; Metazoa; Nematoda; Chromadorea; Rhabditida; Trichostrongylidae. The record is from the annotation of a GenBank genome assembly.
AUGCUCUUACUAAGUAGCCGGCUGGUUAAAUAUGAUGUUAUCGCACUACAGAAGACGAAAGGCAGAACGGAAACCAUUCGAAAAACGGACCACAACGAGCUGCUCAACAUCGGGCCCAAGGCGGACGGCAAUGUUGGUGGAGUUGGAUUUCUGAUCAAUUCUACAAUCGCCCACCUAGUAGACUCGCAUAACAUCGUCAGUCCGCGCUUUGCUGUCCUCCGUCUGCGCGCAAAAGAGAAGAGCUAUUAUAAAUAUGUCGUAGGCGACUUCAACGCCGUCGUGGGCACGAACUGCACUGGAGAUUGGAGGCUCGGACCUCAUGGCUUUGGCGACAGGGCUGAAAACGGAGAACUUCUUCUAAACCUACUAUAUGCGUGCCGCCUUUUCCAUGGAAAUUCAAUGUUCGAAAAGCCAGCUAAGCAACGAUGGACUUGGGAAAGUCCAAACGGCCGAACGCAUACGGAAAUAGAUCAUGUUCUCACUAAUCGACGCUGGAGUCUACUUGACGUAUCCGUGUUGCUCUCUUUUGAUACCGGCUCGGAUCAUCGCCUAGUGCGUGCAAAAAUACGACUCAACAAGCGAAUAUUCAAGCGCGACACGCACAGGCCCGCAUACUUCAAGACUCCCUCCUUUGAUACAGAGCUACUCGAAUCUGCCAUUGAAGCUUACGAUUGGCGUCUUUUAGAGGAUCCCACAGAAGAUUACGAGUACCUAACAAGAGGCUUGCUUAAGUGUACGAUAUUUCCCGUCGUUCGCAGCCAGCCCGAAUUCCGAGGUAAACCUCGUUUCAAGGGAAACGUGAUGCGGUGGGACAUGGUACCACGGCUCCCUUAA